This is a messenger RNA of Gadus morhua (Atlantic cod), 1883 nucleotides long. It is a transcript of the gene hus1, whose product is annotated as HUS1 checkpoint clamp component. Gene Ontology annotation, cellular component: site of double-strand break; nucleolus; checkpoint clamp complex. Gene Ontology annotation, biological process: mitotic DNA replication checkpoint signaling; nucleotide-excision repair; mitotic intra-S DNA damage checkpoint signaling. The coding region runs from base 545 to 1402 and encodes 285 amino acids. The record is from RefSeq and is a predicted model, not a curated record. The transcript has 8 exons. NCBI's taxonomy places the organism in Eukaryota, Metazoa, Chordata, Actinopteri, Gadiformes, Gadidae.
AGUGCUCUCCCCGUUUUAGAUGUAAUUUGAAAAGCAACAGCGCUUCCUGGUGGUGAAGUGGUAUUCGAAGCUGAACAAAGUACACACCUUUGUAUCAAUAAAAAAUGUAAAGUUUACAAUUUAGUAGCAACUAGCAUUGAGGUUGCAUAUCGCAACUAACGUAAAAAAUAAAAUAAAAACUCACCCCACCGCAACGUCAGUACAGUAUCUAAAUGAUUGGCAAUUUUUACACUACCAUAAUGGCCAGACUGGUUAAAUAAAGUAAAAGAGUGAAUAUUGAACAAUUAGUUAAUAGAAGAUUGAGCUCUGCUAAAAAGAGUAAAAACAAAGUGUGGAUGUCGGCGAAGACUCCUACAACGCACGCAACGCACCAAAUAUCUAAUAUAUAUGGCACGUUUGGCAACAACUACUCGGUUGUUUCCGUCGGAACAUUUAUCGAGGUGCACCCUACGUGGUGCGCUUGAAAAAUAACCCGGGUCCUACGACGCUUCCCAAACAUGUUUUUCCUAUUAUAGAUUUAAUACGUAUAACAUCGGAAUUUACAAUGAAGUUUCGAUCGAAAAUUAUAGAUAUUGGAUGUCUCAAUAACUUCACACGUGUUGUGACUACCAUCUCUAAACUGACCAAGACGUGCGUCCUCAGGCUCACUCCAGACAACCUGUACUUUGUGUUGUCUGGUAAAGUGGACAAUGGAGGGGUGGGUAUGUGGUGUGAACUAUCUCAGGCCAAGUUCUUUGAUGAGUUCCAGCUGGAGGGUGUGUCAGCGGAGGCCAAUGAGAUUUGCCUGGAGUUGGCACCUGACAACCUUUCCAGGGCACUUAAAACCGCCCAGAAUGCCAAAACUGUUAAGAUCAAACUGACAAAGAAGCACUGCCCCUGCUUGACCAUUGCUGCUGAACUGCCAACAAUGUCCAGCGCGAGUCGGGUUGUCACCCACGACAUCCCUGUGGACGUCAUCCCCAAGAGGCUGUGGAAUGACUUCAAGGAGCCCAGCAUGCCUGACUUUGACGUAAGCAUCUACAUGCCCCCUCUGAAGAUCAUGAAGAACGUGGUGGACAGAAUGAAGAACCUCUCCAACUUCCUUGUCAUAGAAGCCAACAUGAAUGGGGAGAUGAACCUGAAGAUAGAGACUGACUUGGUCUCGGUCGCAACCCACUUCAGAGACCUGGGCAACCCACCCUGGGCUGGUGGUGAUGGGUCCCAGGCGGGGGCCAACUCCCAGAGGGACCCUGAGGCCAUGGUCCAGGCCCGGGUGGACGUCAGGAAGCUGCAGCAGUUCCUCAUGGGACAGCAGUUUAACCCUAGCAAAGCCAUGUGCAAUAUCGUCCAGAAUACCAUCAUCCACUUGAUUCUCCUUUAUGAAGAUGUGUCCUUGCAGUACUUCAUCCCUGCUGUGGCCUAGGAACCUUACGCUCCUGAACAAGGGACCGGUCUGAGCAGCACCAUCAACAUCAUACGAGGCCCAUUCAUGUUCCCAGUCUUAUAGGACGUUCUAAAAGUCAUACUGUUAUUUUAAGAUUAAGGGUUCAAUUUGUUUUUUGGAUGAUCAGUCAACCAACUUGAUCGGAGAAUGUACAUCUGGGUCAAAACCCACUUUGAUUUGUGUUUAAGUUUAUUUUGCAUAUGUUGUAAUUAUUGUAAAUAUAAACGUCGAAGUAUGUGGAAGUGUCUGCACUCCUAGUUCCCUCUGAUCAGUGCAUGUUCAAUAAUAAUGGUUUUCACUUAUUUCAUUAAGUGACGCUGGCAAUUAGAAGAUGAGACCAAUCCUACAGCAAAUCAGCGUUUAUUUUUCUGCACAUAAUGAAAAAUGAAUGGAUGUGACAAAGAAAUUUGUAAGGGGCACAUCGUUGUUGUUUUUUUUGGGGGGGGGGGGGAGAAAGUAA